UUAUAUUAGUGUACGAUUUUCUUGCUUUGAUAAAUAGAAUUCUUAUUUACAGGAUUAAAGAAUUUUGUAUUUCUGAUUUUUUACGAUCAAUCAAUCGACAUUACGCCUUCUUCGGAUAAAUAAAUUUUUCGUCGUGAAGAUCAUGUAUAGAUUCACGGUGUCUGCACCGGGCACGGUGAUUUUAUGUGGAGAACGUAAACAAACAUGCGUAGCAGCCAGCUUAGACAUGCGUACCGUACUUAAAUUCUCUUCAUUUCCUACAAAUGUAGUUCGACAAGAUUUUAUGGAAAUAAAAAUUUCCAGUAUCGGAUUACGCAUGAAGAUACCUUUACGCAUAUUUCUUUUACAUUUUUAUGGUAUAAAUUACUGUGAAGCACUUGAUGAUUUUAAGUUGUUUGAAUCAGUGAAAAGUUUUACUACAUUUUUGUCGGGCUUUUCCGGCAAUUAUGAUCCCAACAAUCACGCACAUCGGUUAAGCGUACAAGCUUUUAUUUUUCUUCUCGUUCUCAUUAGCUACAAAAAUGGCAUUGUUAUAAAAUCAUCUUUCGUUGUGGACGUUAUAUCGGAAUUAGCGUUUGGUGAGGAUCUAGGUUGUUCGGCCUCGUUUGUGGUAUGUUUAGCGGCAUGUUUUUGGCGUUGGUAUCUCCUGCAGCAAGGAACGGUCCGCUACAUAUUUAAUGCUGAAGAUUUUUCAUAUAUCAUGAAAUAUGCUUACUCGUGUGAACAGAUUGUAUACAAUUCCUGCAAUCUAAUCAACAUCGCAAUAUCUACGGGUGGCAAGAUAAGAGUAUUUAAGGGGGCUUUGGAAAUGGCAAACAUUUUCUUUGGCGAGCGGAGCAUGAAAAUCCUGCUGGUCUUUUCGAAUAUUAUCGAGACAAGCAUGAAAAUAAAAGAGUGUUUAUCUUCUAUCGCUGAUUUCAUUCUACAUACUCUCGAAAUUUUGUCGAACAAAUUUAUUGAAACCCUUAAGAGAAUUGAUGAUGUUAUUGACUUACAACAACGGAAUGUCAAUGUUGAAAGUAAUUCGGAUUGUCUCAUAAACUAUUAUAAUGAUUUAGUGAAUCUCAUUAACAUUAAUGAGGGACUACUAAGAGCAUUAGGCACAUCACCUUCAAGCCCAGUCCUAGACAUUAUUUGCGCAUAUGCUAAGAAUUAUUCACUUGGAGGAAAAAUUGCCACCAGCGGAAGUAGAUACGCAUUCAUUUUGUUGCUACCAAAUACCUCAGAUGAAUUAAUUCAACAUCUGAUGGGAAUAUUUGAGUCGCAUGGUUUCCUUGCUAAGAUAACCAGUUUGAAUUGUAGCGGAAAUAUUAUUCAUGUGAAUCAAGAACUGCUAAAAGCAUUAGGUCGCAUUCAAAUUCGGACAUUAUUUGCGCAAUUGAUCAAAAUUUUUUAUUCGCUGGGAAGAUUGCUAGUGAAGGUGAUUUCAUUUCGAAUAGCACAAAUGGAAACAUUUAAGGUCGCGACAUUCGAGACGCAAAUUACUGUGCUAAGAUCGCCAGUUUUGAAUUACAACGGAUUGAGAAUUGAAUAUGUUGGAAUCAGUAACUGAUUCGUAAUAUCAAUAAUUAAAUUUAAACAAUGAAUAAUUCAUGUUAAGAACGCAUGUUAUGAAAAAAAAAUUGAAUUUUAUAUAAGAAUUCUGUACGCGCGCGUUAACGGAUUAAAUAUGUCAGUUUUA
Acromyrmex echinatior (Panamanian leafcutter ant) is the source of this 1681-nucleotide messenger RNA. RefSeq names its product mevalonate kinase. NCBI's taxonomy places the organism in Eukaryota, Metazoa, Arthropoda, Insecta, Hymenoptera, Formicidae. Gene Ontology annotation, cellular component: cytosol; cytoplasm. The record is from RefSeq and is a predicted model, not a curated record. Gene Ontology annotation, molecular function: mevalonate kinase activity; ATP binding. Gene Ontology annotation, biological process: isopentenyl diphosphate biosynthetic process, mevalonate pathway; cholesterol biosynthetic process; isoprenoid biosynthetic process.